UGUAGGCCGUCCAUCUCGCGCAGAUUAGAGAUAAGAUGUCCUCCUAGCUAGCUCUCGCCAUGGAGCUGCCGCUCUCUGCGCCGCGCGCGCAUGCCGCCGCUGCCUUCUCCUGCGGCUCCACUUCCAUCUUCCGCCUCUAUGGGGCAGCCACUUCCCGCAGCCGCGCGCUCCCGCUGCACGCCCGCAGGAACAAGAACUCCAGCAGCGACGACGGAGCGGAGCCCAAGGUCAUCACCAUCGGCCGGCCCGGGAAGAAGAGCAGACGGCGCGGCGACAAGAAGAAGGAUCAGCAGCUUCUCCCCGUGGACCAAGAAGACUUGGCCGACGACGAGGAGGAAGAGGAUGAAGAGGAGGAGAGGGACGUGGCGAUCCCGGAGGUGGUGACGAACCGGAUGAUGCGGCGGGUGGGCGCGUCGGUGGGGCUCCCGCUGGCGCUGGGGCUGGCCUUCUUCCCGGCGUUCUACUACCUGAAGAAGGUGGCGAAGGUGGACGUGCCGAGCUUCAUCCCCUACGGCCUGUCCUUCGUCUUCUUCGGGGCCGCGCUGGCCGGCGUGAGCUACGGCAUCGUGUCCGCCAGCUGGGACCCCGCCAGGGAGGGCUCCCUGCUCGGCUGGAACGAGGCCCGCCGCAAUUGGCCUGUGUUCUGGGAGUCAUUCCGGGGAGGCUCUCCGGACCCUCCUCGCCGGCGAUGAUGAUUGGCUGUGGUGGUAACUCGAUUGAUUAAUCUGUAUUGUUUUCCACAUUUCUUCUUCUUCUCGCUGUACUUAGCUAUAGAUGUGUAUUUCUUGGGUAUAAGACAAUGAGAUUUUCUUCGGCUUUCUUAUCA
Messenger RNA from Lolium perenne, 826 nucleotides. RefSeq lists its product as uncharacterized. The record is from RefSeq and is a predicted model, not a curated record. Lineage: Eukaryota; Viridiplantae; Streptophyta; Magnoliopsida; Poales; Poaceae.